Messenger RNA from Melitaea cinxia (Glanville fritillary), 1053 nucleotides. RefSeq names its product 3-ketodihydrosphingosine reductase (gene Kdsr). Gene Ontology annotation, molecular function: 3-dehydrosphinganine reductase activity. The record is from RefSeq and is a predicted model, not a curated record. Gene Ontology annotation, biological process: sphingolipid biosynthetic process. The coding region runs from base 1 to 1008 and encodes 335 amino acids. Gene Ontology annotation, cellular component: endoplasmic reticulum membrane. The transcript has 3 exons. NCBI's taxonomy places the organism in Eukaryota, Metazoa, Arthropoda, Insecta, Lepidoptera, Nymphalidae.
AUGAUGUUCUUUAUUGGAAUCGUUUUUGCUGUACUUUUUCUAGUUAUAGUGAUUAUCUUACAUCGAAAUUUAGAUAAGAAAACUGUUUAUAAAAAUCUUAAGGGUAAGCAUGUUGUUGUCACGGGAGGCUCGAGCGGCAUUGGCGAGGCUGUGGCAGUUCAAGCAGCUCAAUUGGGAGCUAACGUUACGGUUAUUGGUCGCGAUGAGCACAGACUUCAAUCAAGCGUUUAUGAAGUUCAAAAGCAUUGCCCUCUUUUCAGUGGGCAAAGAGUUCAAUACGUUGCCUUAGAUGUUACAUCGGACUAUGACUUGAUCGAGUCAAGUUUAUCGCAGUUGGAAGUUGAUGUUGGUCCAAUAUUUAUGUUAAUUAACUGUGCUGGAAAAUGCAUAUGUGGGCAGUUUGAGAAAAUGGACAUUAGGGAUAUAAAACAUAUGAUAGAUUUAAAUUAUUUCGGUACUGCCUAUCCUACAAGAUAUGUUCUACCAGGAAUGAAACAACGUAACGAGGGUUCUAUUAUAUUUGUCUCUUCGGAAGCUGCAUUGAUAGGUAUAUAUGGAUACAGCGCGUAUAGUGCAGCCAAGUGGGCUGUGCGAGGCCUAGCAGAAUCUGUCUUAAUGGAAUUAGUAGGAACUAAUGUGAGCCUGACACUUGCAUUCCCCCCGGACACCGAUACUCCUGGAUUUAAAGCUGAAGAACUUACAAAACCUAAAGAAACAAAGCUUAUAUCAGGCACUGGAGGUCUUCUUACCCCUGAAGAAGUAGGAAGAAAAAUGAUCAGGGACGCGAUGAAAGGUAAAAGAUACUCAACGUUUGGAUUCAGUGGUCACCUUUUGUCACUUUUGUACUGUGGUACAAUUGACAGUGUGUCACAAGUCCUGAUCCAGAUAUUUUCUUUGAGUUUACUAAGAGCUGUUAUGGUCUGGAUACAGUUGUCUUUUCACAAGAUUGUGAGAGACUGUUUGAAAGAAAGACAAGCCGCUGAAAAGGUAAACGAAAAGACCCAAUAAUGUUAAAAAAUGUGUCGUCUUAUUUCUUAUAAAACUUAUAAUAAU